CUCAUUCCUUGUGUCUGCAUAGCCACUCAUUAACCUGCAGCUUUGAUAUGAGAAAGACUUCAACUGCCCUGGCAAUGAAAGGGUGGCACUAAGACAGACCAAGAACACCCGCAUUCCUAGUAGCAAGUCCAACUAUUUCUUUCAAGCCAGGUGUGUGUCUGGGUGCAGAGUGUGGCUGUCCCUUGCCAUAGAACAUGUGCUGGGCUGGAGAUCUCAAGACAUGCUGCUGACAUCAUCACUAGAAGUCUUCUCAGAUUCCUCUGCUCUUUAUAACAUCAGGUGCUUGCUUACAACACAGGCUUGAACUGACUUGUUCCUGGGUGUCUGAGAACUGUGUUUACUAAGAAGUUGUUGAAGACAUGUCUUCAGAGCCUCAAAGGACUGUGACUCUCUGACUCAGGACUGAUCCAGAGCAGACCAUGGAUGUCACACACUCCUGACAUGUCAAGCUACCCACUAGUAGGGAGUGACAGUCAGCCUGAAGUGAAGACAGACAGACCAAGGGUGAUAUUAAAAAGUGGCCACAGCAAUGUAAAAAUUGACAAAGUUGAAGGAGUUUUUUUUCUGUAUCUUCAAGACUUAUGGACAACUGUCAUUGACAUGAAAUGGCGGUAUAAACUCACCUUGUUUGCCGCAACCUUUUUAGUGACAUGGUGUUUUUUUGGAGUAAUUUAUUUUGUCAUAGCCAUCGUCCAUGGAGAUGUACAAAGUGAUCCGUCUUCUAACCACACUCCUUGUGUAAUGAACGUUGACUCCUUCACUGGUGCCUUCCUUUUUUCUCUAGAGUCACAGACCACAAUUGGCUAUGGCUUCCGGUUCAUCACUGAAGAAUGCCCAGUUGCUAUAGUCUUGCUUGUGAUACAGUUGGUCCUAACCACUUUGAUUGAAAUUUUCAUCACGGGUACUUUCCUUGCCAAAAUUGCCAGACCUAAAAAACGGGCAGAGACUAUAAAAUUCAGUAAUAAAGCAGUUAUUACAAAACAUAAUGGGAAGAUGUGCCUGGUGGUACAAGUGGCAAAUAUGAGGAAGAGUCUUUUAAUACAAUGUCAACUCUUUGGAAAACUUCUUCAUACAUAUGAAACCAAGGAAGGGGAGAAGAUCCUACUGAAACAAGCCAAUAUGAGUUUCAAUGUUGACUCUUCUUCUGAAAGUCCCUUUUUAAUCUUGCCGUUGACCUUCUACCACGUUCUUGAUGAGUCCAGCCCACUAAAAGAUCUGACCCUCGAUAAUAUAAAGACUAAAGACUUUGAACUUGUUGUUCUUCUCAAUGCCACAGUGGAGUCUACCAGCGCCGUCUGCCAGAGUCGAACAUCUUAUCUUCCAGAUGAGAUAUUCUGGGGUUACGAAUUCGUUCCCGUUGUCUCUUUGUCCUCACAAGGGAAAUAUGUUGCCGAUUUCAGUAAUUUUGAUAAAAUCAGGAAGACUGUAGAAGUACAAAAUAUCUACCUUUCAAAUUUCGAGAAGCAUAAAUUGGAAGAGGAAUUAAGGCAGCAGGAGGUACAGAGAGAGAGAAACAAUUUCACGGUGAUGUCAAUACAAAGCAAUGUUUGACAUAUCAAUGUACUGAAUUUCAACUGUCUGUGGAGAAUGCCCAGGCUGGUGACCCCUUGCAGUUUUUUUCUUAAUUAUUUUCAUUGUAAACUUCUUAGAAGAUUUCCAUUUGUAGACUUGAAGACAUUAGGCCUCAUGCACAUGGCCACAUGGAUCCAUGUUGUAUGGGUCCGUAAUACAGUACGCAUAGGGAUCCACUAGUGUACAGAGUUAUUAUUAUUCUUAUGGAACUUUUUGUGAAGAAAGAACCUGUGGCAUUUUCCUCCGCAUGUCGUAUUAUGGAAGUAUUUUCCAACAGAAGCAAUGUAAGGUGCUGGAUGGAUGUAUAACAUGACACUCUCAUAAUAUAGAACCAUAAGGACUCCUUGUGCCACCGUCCAAGGUCCGGGAAUCUGUGCACGUGUUCCAUUUGUAAACUUGAAGACCCUUAGGCCAUAUGCACAUGGGCAUAUUAUGGAUACAUGUUGUAUGGAUCCAUAGUUGAAUACCCACAGAAAUCCAUGGGCCCGUGAGCCCGUUUUCCUUCAGAGUGAUACAUGGUGUGUGUUUUUUUUUCUCGUAGAUUUGUAUGGAAUCCAUGAGAAAAUAAAUUCUGACGCUUGCCAUAUUUAGGAAGUAUUCUCUCCUAAAAACAAUUCACAGUGCCGAAUGGAGAUACGAUGGAGCCUCUAUAACAUAGAACUAUUGGGCCUUCGUGUGCUGCUAUCCAAGGUCUGGAAGAGUUGGAGCACACAUCUUUGUCAUAUGCAUAUGGUCAUAGGCGGACCAAAUGAAACAUCUAAGACUACAGUUAAACAAAAAUACUACACUAGUUUUCAACAUAAUACGAAAUUAUUCUGUACAUUCUGAUUAAGAUGUAUCUUUUUUGUAAGGAACUGAUGGAUCUACAGUUCUCACUUCUCACUGAUCCUCUAUGUUCUAGGUUCUCAACCUGUGGUACAUGUACCCCAUGGGGUAUACACCAUACCUCCAGGGGGUGCUUUUAGGGAAGGCAUCACAGUGUGAGGCUGUUAGAUGCAAUGUAUUUCAGUAGAGGAUAACUGGCUUAGAAAAGCUUAGAAACACUUUGUUAUGUUGGGUCAUAUUUAAUAUUGGGAACAAAUUGUAUAUAAGAAGUUAAAGGGCAUCUGUCAGCAGUUUUGUACCUAUGACACUGGUUGACCUGUUGCAUGUGCUCUUGGCAGCUCAAGGCAUCUGUGUUGGUCCCAUGUUCAUAUGUGCCCACAUUGCUAAGAAAAAAAGUUUUAAUAUAUGCAAAUGAGCCUCUCAAAGCACAGAUACACCUAGAGGCUCAGCUCUCUCUGCAAUGACCGCUCCCUCUGCACUUUGAUUGACAGGGUCAGGCAGUGUAAAUAUCAUCACACCUGACCUUGUCAUUUAAAGUGCUGAGGGCACGGCAGUUGCAGAGAGAGCAGAGCCUCUAGGUGUAACAGCAACUCCCCCGUUGCUCCUAGAGGCUCAUUUGCAUAUAGUAAAACAUAAUUUUUCUCAGUAAUGCGGGCACAUAUGAACAUGGGACCAACACAGAUGCCUUCAGCUGCCAAGUGCACAUGUAUUAGGUCAGCCAGUGUGAUAGGGACAAAACUGCUGACAGAUGCCCUUUAAGGAAUGAGAUGCAUUUUAAAACUGGAGAGAUUUGUAUAUAAUAUGAAGAAAUCACUGAAGAAUGCAAAAAAAACAACUACAUUAUAAAAAAUAAAAAAAAUAAAAAAUAUUCUGAAUCCUUGUGGAAAGGAACAGCCUGAGAAAUACUGCAACAAUCUUUGUGCAAUAAAUUAUUUUAUUAUAAA
Bufo gargarizans (Asiatic toad) is the source of this 3341-nucleotide messenger RNA. RefSeq names its product potassium inwardly rectifying channel subfamily J member 15 (gene KCNJ15). The record is from RefSeq and is a predicted model, not a curated record. Gene Ontology annotation, cellular component: plasma membrane. Gene Ontology annotation, biological process: regulation of monoatomic ion transmembrane transport; potassium ion import across plasma membrane. The transcript is spliced from 2 exons. The coding region runs from base 424 to 1551 and encodes 375 amino acids. Lineage: Eukaryota; Metazoa; Chordata; Amphibia; Anura; Bufonidae. Gene Ontology annotation, molecular function: inward rectifier potassium channel activity.